AUGCCACGCCUGUGCUGUGGCCACGAUGGGGAGCGCUGUGUCUUUUCGACAAGGCGCGCCAGGCAGCGGGCGGAGGCAAACAGCCGCGCAGGCGGCUGUCGCCUUUGUGACCUGGAGCUUCUUGAGGGAGCCCUUGGCAAACCGGCCUCGAAGGGGCACUUGCUGCGGCAGCUCCGGGCGCUCCGUGCUCUGGACCAGGACGUUUUCGAUUUGGCUCUGGUUCGCAUUGGUGAAGUGUCCCCGCACGUGGAGGAGAUCGAGCGCCUGGCAGGGGCACCCCAGCUGUCUGUCGAAGAUCAAUGGCGAGCUCGCUUGAAGAAGCGCAAGCGCCUCAGAGCUUCUCCGCCGCGCGAGGAGCGCCGCACUUUUCUCAAAAAGGUGGAGAAAGACCGCACCCGCGUGCGCCUCAAGUUCUUCCCCGAGAAGCACGGUCGAAUCCCGCACUCGGGCCAUCUCUGGCGACAUCGCCUGACGCAGAGUGUCCAGGCACAUGUGCGCGACGCAGCCUCCAAUGACACCGGCCUGCCUGCCGCCCACCUGACCAACAAUGCCGCCAUGGUGGAGAAGUGGUGCAAGUGGGGUUCCUGGACCAUCUGCCCUACCUGCCAUUCCGUGCAGCCUCGGCGUCGGCGGGUCCUCAUCACGCAUUGCGUGACUGCAGAGCCUGCAAAGCCGCCGGUGCUCCGCAAGCUCAAUGCCCGCAUCGUGAAGGCUCUGCGACCCCUGGACGUAGACUGCGGGCCGGUGCAGAGAGCUCCCCAAGGUUACCGCGUACACACCAGCAUGAUUCGUUUCAGCUGGUCUGGCGACUCUGUCACCGACAAGAUCCGGGCGUUGGAGCACGCCGCAGAGAGAGCAAAGGCUCGGGAGGCGUACGACUUCCUCAUGCAGCACGAGGGCUCCGCGUACGGCAAGUUCGUGGAGCGGCACCAGGAAUUCCGCCAACGCCACCCAAACCCGACGGAGCUCGGCUUGGAGUGCGCGCUGUGGCCCGACCUGUACACCGACCUCACCGCUUGUGAAACUUAUGAAAGAGCUACAGACACGCGGCGCCAGCAGCGACAUCCGGACGUGGAUGACGCGGAGUCUGAGGAUUCGUCGCAGAGCGUUGGCGACACAGCGCUGGGGCCCGUCUUGGAUUAUGCUGCAGAUUACGAGCUCCUGCAGUUCGUGUUUGACCUCUCGGUCUGGUCCGACCUCGGUGGCAAGCGGAAUGUGCGCGAGGACGCGCCGAUGCGCAUCCUCCUCAAGGGAUGUCCCUUCGCGCCGUCUUACUGGGCUGUUCGUCACGCAGCUCUUCUCGACCUUCAACGCCAGGGCCUGCGGCCGCUGGUCUUCAAGACCUGGGCACCGUACGAGUGGCGCUGGCCUCAGUUGCGUGUUCGAGUGCUCUGUACGCUUGUAAAAGGCAUUUCACCUGACUUACCCACUCGCCUAGGAGCGCUCCGUAUCAUGGCUGGCUGCUGCACCACAUGCGCCACAUGCACCGGCACCGUCAGCACUUGGCGGGCCCGGAGACGCUCCAUCUUGCCCAUGUGCUGA
Messenger RNA from Symbiodinium pilosum, 1542 nucleotides. The record is from the annotation of a GenBank genome assembly. Lineage: Eukaryota; Dinophyceae; Suessiales; Symbiodiniaceae.